AUGAAGCCUUCUGUGCUGCGUUUGUCACUGCUUGUUCUUGUUCCUCUGCUUCUCUCCCUCUUCUUUUUAGCACUCAUGCCUAAGGAAACCGCCAUGAGUACCUACGAGGUGUUUGGAGUGAAGAUAGAGAAGAACCCACCUCAGUCUAAACUCACUGAACUUGGAGUCUCAACUUGGAACAAGUGGGAAGGUGGUCCAACCAAAAUUCCAUGGUCCUUUAAAGAAGAAGAGACUAUGUAUCUGCUGGAAGGAAAAGUGAGGGUUACUGUUGAAGGGUCUGUAGGUUCUUUUGAAAUUGGGGGUGGUGAUUUAGUUGUCUUCCCAAAAGGAAUGAACAUUACCUGGGAAGUUAUUGAAGCUGUGAAGAAGCACUACAGCUUGAAAGAAUAA
This is a messenger RNA of Sphenostylis stenocarpa, 390 nucleotides long. Lineage: Eukaryota; Viridiplantae; Streptophyta; Magnoliopsida; Fabales; Fabaceae. The record is from the annotation of a GenBank genome assembly.